CGUUUCCAUAACUCCACUUUUGACUUUAUCAUAAAUUACUGUUCUCACAUAAAAUUCUGCACAUUUCCUCGGCAUAAAAAGUACCUUACGAAUAGACACAGACAAAUAAUAACAUGAUGCCACUGAAUGUUUCCUUGAUAAAAUAUGACAAUCCAUUACUUAUUACUAAAAAUUCAGAUAAAAAAUCUCCCGGGGCAUCUACGUUAAAGGGAACUCAUCCGGUUACAGACUCUUCAAACAAACCUUGUGUUUCACCCAGAGGAAAGACAUCCUUAGUUGAAGCUAAAAGCAACCAACAAACAGAAGAAAUAUUGAAUUCGAUUCUUCCGCCUAGGGAGUGGAGUGAAAACGGUCAGCUAUGGAUUCAACGUGCUUCAAGCACACCAGCAACACGACUUGACGUUGUUAAUUUACAGGAAGAGCUCGAUAGACGAUUACAACAGCGUCAAGCUAGAGAAACUGGAAUAUGCCCAGUCCGCAGAGAACUAUACAAUCAAGUAUUUGACGAACUAAUAAGACAAGUGACUAUUAAUUGUGCUGAACGGGGUUUGCUUCUCCUUCGCGUCCGUGACGAGAUAAGAAUGACAAUAGCAGCAUACCAAACACUUUAUGAAUCAAGCAUAGCAUUCGGCAUGCGUAAAGCUCUUCAAUCUGAACAAGGGAAAGCAGACAUGGAACGAAUGAUUAGUGAUUUGGAACAAGAGAAGAAAGAUUUAGAAAGACAAGUAUAUGAAUUAAAAACAAAGUGUGAACAGAUUGAAAAACGUGCAGCAGAACAAAGACAAUUAGAAGAAAAGAAACAUCAAGAUGAAAUACAAUUUUUAAAACGAAAUAAUCAACAACUAAAGGCUCAAUUGGAUGGAAUUAUGAAUCCGAAGAAAUAAUUGUCAUCCCAUUAUAUUUACGCAUUAUUGCUAAAUAACUCCAUAUACGAUUUUGUCUUCAUUUCUUAUUUUAAGACAGUAAUUUCUGUUAUAAAAUGUAUGGUAUCUAAUCUAGGCAACUAGAAUAUAUUAUUGUACCAUAUGAAGGCUUCAACUAUCAUAUUGUGAAUACCAAACUUUCCAUUAUAAUUGAAAUAGUAUGGUUUAUUUUCUGAUUAGGUAUAAUAGCUUAAGUCGUUAUUUACCAUAUCAGACGACGUACAUUGAAUAAAAACAG
Molecule: messenger RNA, 1161 nt
Organism: Schistosoma margrebowiei
Lineage: Eukaryota; Metazoa; Platyhelminthes; Trematoda; Strigeidida; Schistosomatidae
Source: the annotation of a GenBank genome assembly